AUGAAGAUCCCUGGGCACCAAGGAUUAGACCAGCACGGCGUCAUAAAAAAACGUCAUUCUUCAGCUGGGUCAAGAGGGAAGAAGGAUAAGAUGGAUAAUUAUAGUGAUAUUGGGACUGAUGGAAGCAGGAGAAGGAGGCAUGACAGUCACGGAGGCAGCUCGAAAGAAGGAGGGAGGAGAGAUUUCUAUGAGAGGAGGCAUAAUUCUCAUGAGCUUGACAUUGGGUCAAAGCGGGAGGGAUUUAGACGGGGCAGGCAUGACAGCUAUGGUGAAUCUCCCAGAGACAAUAUUAAUAUCAAGGUUACUUUGGAUAGGAAUCAGAGACAGGUUAAGGUGUCAGGUGAACAGAACAGGUCCGAGUCCGACAUGUCCAGCUCUCAACAUGCACAUUCUGGUGGACUUCUCCAUCUUCCAGGGCAUCAGUCCAAGCAGCAGGAAUAUUAUCAGGAAGAACAAACAGAUGCAGGCAUGAUGGCAAGCCAUCAUAUGAAGAACAGAGAUCAGACUCAGGAUCAAAGCAGGAAGAUGCUUUUUGAUCCAAGGAAUCCAAACAAGCCAAUUGUAAUAACCAACUCAAAAAUCAAAGGUCCGGAUAAACGUGAGAUGGCUUCAUCACCCCAGGAAUCAAAUCGCAGCACUCCACCAACUAAUGUGCCUCAGCAGCAUCCACCCCCACAACCACCUCAGCCCCACCCCCAACAGUACUAUCAAGACUACCGUCAGGGAUUCACUUACCCAGACAUGCCAUACCCUGGCCCAGCAUAUGGCGGCAUGCCACCACACCCGGCAGCUAUGUUUGGUUAUCCCCAGUUUCCAUUCAAAGAGUGUGGCCUCUACACUGAUGACACCUACACUAGGGACCCAUAUUAUCACGGUGGCUACGAUCCUGACCAGGUAAUUGGAGGCAGGUCCAAGUCGCAGUGUCGAGCCAUGUCUGAGCAGCUACUCCGAGAUACCCAGCCAUUGGACAACCAACUUAACAACCUCCUGUCUCGGAGAAUCUCGGGUGAUGAUGGGUGGAGAAGGAUCACCAAACUCAGAGAUGAACUACGUAGCCGUUACGAGCAGAUCAUAUUCCUGGAUGCAGAUGUAUCCAACAAGCAUGGUGUUGAGCAGCUGCUGUGGAAGUCAGUGUACUACCAGGUGAUUGAGGUGUUCCGCCGUCACCUGGGGGAGGAUGAAGAUGAGGACUUCAAGGACAAGCUCCAUACUGUCCUAAAUGAAGGUACUGAGUUUUUCCAGAAUCUUCUUCAGAAGCUACAGUCUACCUAUAAUUUUAACAUUGAUGUGUUUCUGGAUGUAAACAACCCUCCUGGAGACAACAUCAGCCGAUCGGUCAAACUGGCCCUUCUCAGUGUCCAGAGGACCUACAUCUUCCUGGGAGACAUUGCCCGGUAUCGGGAACAGGCUAAUGAAACCACAAACUAUGGGCGAGCUCGGAAUUGGUACAUGAAAGCACAGCAGAUCGCUCCUAAAAAUGGAAGACCCUAUAAUCAACUUGCAAUUCUAGCCAUGUAUACGAGGAGGAAGCUAGAUGCGGUGUACUACUACAUGAGGAGUCUGGCUGCCAGCAACCCUUUCCUCACAGCGAGGGAGAGUCUCAUGUCAGUGUUUGAAGAUGUCAGGAAGAAGGCUGAAGCUACAGAACAGAAGAGACUGGCCGACAAGGAAAAACUGAAGAAGUUGAAACAGAAGAGACACCAAGAUGGCCCCCGGGUUGAGAUCUGGGUGUCUCAUGAUGGCAGGAGUGUGGAAGAUAAGGUUGACGAGACACAUGAAGAAGAUCUCACUAAUCUCUCUGCUAUAGAGCUCAACAAACGGUUUGUGCUUAGUUUCCUCAAUGUGCAUGGGAAACUCUUCACUAAGAUAGGUAUGGAGACAUUCCCCGGAGGCAGCUGCCUGAUGUUGCGAGAGUUUGAGGCUCUCCUGCAGAACUCCCCGGUAGUCAUCAGCAGCAACAGGCUGAUACAGCUCAUGGCUAUCAAUAUGUUUGCUGUGGAAAACACAGCUCUUAAGGAUGAAAGUCUUGGAGAGACGUGCCGGUCACUGCUUCAGGAACACGCUGUCCAGCUGGGUCUGGACAUGUUUGGGCUGCUCAUCAAGCACUGCUCUGAUCUCCUGACCUCCCACCUCAGUUCCACAGACUACCCAGCCCAACUGCUGAAUGAGGACCUACACCAGCUUGUCCCUGGGGUCAAGACUUGGUCUGACUGGAUGAUGUGUCAUCCUGCUCUGUGGAAUCCACCUCCAUCACUCAGGCCCCCGGACCUUGGGCUUGACAUUGAUGUGUGGAUGGGAAUGUCGAAUCUGUGUAAUGUGCUGACAGGACUGGACACCUCACAUGUCAAAAUCUACAGAGACAGGAAGGAAAGCUGUGAGCCCAUUGUCCUGAGUGAGGAUGCUACGAUGGCAGGCUUCAUUCCAAUGUUGAGUGCACUAGUGGAGAGCUGCUACAUCCAUACAACCACAGACAAGGAGGUUGCCAAGGAUUGCCUGAGACUUGAGAAACUCCGCCUUUUCGGAGAGUACCUAUGUGGCAUUGAGCCACCCAUGCUUUCCUACAAUGUUGAAACAAAACUGUACUUCUCUGUUGCCUUGGCUACCUCAGUCAGUGAGGAAAAGGACAGGAAAAGAGGCGGUAAUUCCUCAGACUCUGAUGAUGUGAUAAUUGAGAGUGAAGAUGAGGCUGAUGUUGAGAGUGGUGAGGAGGAUCAUGUCCGCCAUCUGAAGGCCCGCAAGCAGGAGCUGCAGAAGAAGAAGGAUGAACAGACCAGGCACCAGGAGAAUGUCCAGGCAAUUCUUGAUGAGAAUCGGCAUCGUCGAAUUGAACUUGAAAUCCAUCCAAUCUUCCUCAUCCCUGACACCAACUGCUUCAUCGACCAUCUCCCAGGACUGAAGAGAAUCCUAAACUCGAACAAAUACACCUUGGUUGUGCCCCUUGUUGUCAUCAAUGAGCUGGAUGGCUUAGCCAAAGGAAGUCGUGAAGGCCAGUAUGAAUCAGCCGAGCAUGCUGGGAUAGUCAAGUCAAGGUCACAGCAGGCCAUUGUUUUCCUGGAGGAAGAAUUUGAAAGAAAGAAUUCCCACAUACGAGCUCAGACUUCCAAAGGUUCCAUAUUGGAGACAAUAUCAUUCAGGAGUGAAGAGACAGAUGCGACGGGCAACAAUGAUGACUUGAUCUUAUCCUGCUGUCUUCAUUAUUGUAAAGAUAAGGCCAGGGACUUCAUGCCAAAGAAUAGAGGUAAGUCUUAGUGUAUUUCAUAUAAU
Molecule: messenger RNA, 3264 nt
Organism: Haliotis rubra (blacklip abalone)
Lineage: Eukaryota; Metazoa; Mollusca; Gastropoda; Lepetellida; Haliotidae
Product: telomerase-binding protein EST1A-like
Biological process (GO): nuclear-transcribed mRNA catabolic process, nonsense-mediated decay
Cellular component (GO): telomerase holoenzyme complex
Molecular function (GO): telomeric repeat DNA binding; protein binding; telomerase RNA binding
Source: RefSeq, a predicted model, not a curated record